Molecule: messenger RNA, 862 nt
Organism: Cyprinodon variegatus (sheepshead minnow)
Lineage: Eukaryota; Metazoa; Chordata; Actinopteri; Cyprinodontiformes; Cyprinodontidae
Product: charged multivesicular body protein 5-like
Exons: 5
Coding region: 124-732 (202 amino acids)
Biological process (GO): late endosome to vacuole transport via multivesicular body sorting pathway; vesicle budding from membrane
Cellular component (GO): multivesicular body
Source: RefSeq, a predicted model, not a curated record
GACCGUUAUUUCCGGGUGUUUCCAAUGCAGGAAUCCUCUCCGUUUGAUGUUUAUUGUGUAGUAAAAAGAAAACACACACCCACACAAAACCUGAACGCUCUUCGGUCGUGAAAGGUUUUGAAGAUGAACAGAAUAUUCGGUCGCGGGAAGCCCAAAGCGCCUCCGCCGAACCUGUCGGACUGUAUCAGCACUGUGGAUGCCAGGGCAGAGUCCAUUGAAAAGAAAAUAGGCAGGCUCGAUGCUGAGCUCCUGAAGUACAAAGAUCAGCUGAAAAAGAUGAGAGAAGGGCCCUCCAAGAAUAUGGUGAAACAGAAAGCAAUGAGAGUCCUAAAGCAGAAGAGAAUAAAAUGGAGACUGUUUGCUUUGGACUUGCAGGAUUUACAAGACCAGUUGGAAGACAUGAUGGAGGAAGCUAACGAGGUACAGGAGUCCCUGAGCCGCAGCUACGGCACGCCGGACAUCGACGAAGAGGAUCUUGAAGCAGAGCUGGAUGCCCUGGGGGAUGAGCUGCUGCUUGAUGAUGAUACCUCCUACUUGGACGAAGCGUCGGCUGCUCCAUCUAUCCCAGAAGGAAUUCCCAGCGACAGCAAGACAAACAAGGUAACAAUCCCACAGGUUGAUGUUAUCAGCGGAUCCAGUCUUACAUUCAAGGGUCGCACAACCUCUAUUUUAUCACAGACAAAGCAGGAACCGUCCAUCUUAGUUUCAGAACCAGCAACCCACCAGCAAUAGAACUAACCCUUCCAUCCCUAUGAUUUGUGCACUAAUGUCCACUAAGAGGCAACUGAUGCCUUCACAGGACAGAUGGAUUUCUGCAGAAAUCACACACCAAUGGACUCCACCAAAUGAUUAAAGGACUUGU